AUGACACGAAAUCUCACUACUCUUGCAGCGUUAAUUUUAACGGCAACUACUGUUGUAUAUAUUGUACAUCAGAAAUACGAUCAGCCACUGAAUCUUCUAAGUCUAUGUAAAGAACCAUAUCCUGAAGAGUCCACUGACUCCUGGACUAGGGAGUAUUUUGCUACACAGGCAGCUUCUAGAAUACGUGGUUUGGAGAGCAUUCGAAAAACGACAAAAAGUUAUUUGAACCUGUAUAAUGCAAUUGUUCCAGAGGUUUUUUGUCGCAAUCUCGUUCGAAUAGGAAGCGUUUUGGAUGGCGGUAAAUGGGUUUGUAAUCCAAUAGCGAUGUUGAGGAAGAACUGCAGUAUAUACUCAUUGGGGCUGCAUGAAGAGAUCUCUUUCGACCAUGACAUACAGGAAAUCAACAAUUUUAGUUGUCGAAUAUAUGGUUACGACAUGGUAAAACAAUCGUCUGCUACAGUGCAACGGUAUCAUGCUAUAAACGGCGAAGUUGAAGCUCUUAAAAUAGGUCCAAAGACAAAUGCGUCGGACAAUAUGUACUUUCUUGGUGAUCUCGUUUCACGCAACAACGAUAAACACGUGGAAUUUCUCAAAAUCGACAUCGAAGGUGCCGAGCACAAUUCUCUCAUUCCUUUUUUAGAGAUAUACAAAGUUUGUCAAUUAUUUGUGGAGAUUCACGGCGCACCAUUAGAACAUGUAACUUUGCUGCAACAAAUAGCUCGAUUGGACUACGCUCUAUUUUCGUACGAAGUGAAUGGAGGGUACAAAGAAUAUUGUGAAUACUCAUUUAUACACUACAGCUGUAUGUCUCAAUACGGAGUUACUAAACUUCACCUUUACCUAAAAUUUGUGAAUGCAUCGACGAGUUAA
Messenger RNA from Cylicocyclus nassatus, 870 nucleotides. NCBI's taxonomy places the organism in Eukaryota, Metazoa, Nematoda, Chromadorea, Rhabditida, Strongylidae. The record is from the annotation of a GenBank genome assembly.